Molecule: messenger RNA, 450 nt
Organism: Rotaria sordida
Lineage: Eukaryota; Metazoa; Rotifera; Eurotatoria; Philodinida; Philodinidae
Source: the annotation of a GenBank genome assembly
AUGAUAGAAAUUUCACACAAUCUUAAUUAUCCAUUAUAUCAUUUAGAAGAUGUACUUUUUCCAUUAUUCGAAAAAUAUUAUACAAAUGAUAGUUUACGUGUAACCAUUGAAAGUGCAAAUCAUAUUUGGUGUGCAUACGAAAAUGAUAAAUGUGUUGGUUGUGUAUUGAUUACUGAUAUUGGUUCUUAUGGUGGAUUGUAUGUUUUAUUAUUUGGUGUUAGAAAAUCAGAACAAAGACGUGGAAUUGGAACAUAUUUAUUAGAAAAUAUUAUUAAAUGGUCUCGUAAACAUGGAUAUAUGUUUAUUUAUCUUCAUACAGCAUAUGAUAAUGAAGAUGCUAUUAGAUUAUAUGAAAAAGUUGGUUUUCAAAAAGAAUUUCAUCAAUCUGAGUAUACUAAACAAUUACCACAGUGUGAAUCUGAUGUACUUCCAAUGAUGUUAUUUAUUUAA